AUGGCCAAUCCCCAAGAGCCCGACGUGGCGAUGGAAGACGAUUACGAUGAGGAGGCGGACAGCGACUUUCAGGCAGACGCCUUGGACGCCGAAGAACCCAGUUCCUCCGAGGAGGACGAAGAGCAAACCCCUGACGGCGCUCCUCCCAGACCAUACAAGCGCCGAAAAAUUGAGAACGUACCGGACCGCGCAGUCGUCGAGCUAGAUUCGGGAGACGAAGCAACAAUAACAGAACACACACGCUCUCGACGGAGACAGAAGAAAAAAGGAGACGGUGCUACGGGUGAGAGUGAGAAUGAUUCAGAUGGAUGGCGUGCCCGCACCCGGGCCAUGCGGACGAGGGAGAAACAGGAGCACAAGAAAAAUAAACUGGCAUCUCGCACAGGCAGUACCGUUGACGUUGACAAGAUAUGGGAGGAGAUGAACCGACCUGCCCCUCUUCCUCCGCCUCGAAUGGAAGAUGAAACGGCAGCGCAGAAGGCUCCGUCAAACGAUCCGGCCAGUGCGAAGGGAGCCCUAUAUCCUGGUGGAGAUGGCAACGAAGAGAAUGUGCCUUCCACAGAAGCUGAAGAUACAGUCACAAUCAAACGGACAUACAAAUUCGCAGGUGAGGUGCAUGUCGAAGAAAAGACCGUUCCGAGAUCAUCAGCAGAGGCACAGUUAUGGCUGUCUCAGCAACAGCAAUCCAAAUCUGGAACUCCAGGGCCGGGCGGCACAGUCAUUAACAGACCAGUCCGUAAAAUAUCCCGCUUCGAUCCCAAUUUUAGCAACCUUGGGGCUUUUAAGGCCUCUUGGGCUGCCAAAAAUAUACUUGGGACUGGCUUCAAAGGUCCCAAGCUCAAUGUUGUUGAAAAGAGCAAGAUGGACUGGGCUGCACAUGUUGAUACAGAAGGCUUGAAGGAGGAGCUUGACACUCAUGCGAAAGCGAAGGAAGGCUACCUCAACAGAAUGGAUUUCCUGAAGGGUGUAGAGGAACGCAGGGAAGCCGAAGCCCGGGCAGCCAGGCUGAAAGGCCAUUGA
This is a messenger RNA of Capronia epimyces CBS 606.96, 1020 nucleotides long. RefSeq lists its product as uncharacterized. The transcript has a single exon. The record is from RefSeq and is a predicted model, not a curated record. Bases 1 to 1020 code for a protein of 339 amino acids. NCBI's taxonomy places the organism in Eukaryota, Fungi, Ascomycota, Eurotiomycetes, Chaetothyriales, Herpotrichiellaceae.